Messenger RNA from Notolabrus celidotus (New Zealand spotty), 2699 nucleotides. It is a transcript of the gene fam49al, whose product is annotated as family with sequence similarity 49 member A, like. Gene Ontology annotation, molecular function: small GTPase binding. Gene Ontology annotation, biological process: regulation of actin filament polymerization. The transcript is spliced from 11 exons. Lineage: Eukaryota; Metazoa; Chordata; Actinopteri; Labriformes; Labridae. The record is from RefSeq and is a predicted model, not a curated record. The coding region runs from base 250 to 1224 and encodes 324 amino acids.
CAGAGAGAGACAGAGGGAGAAAGAGCGAGAGCAGAAGUUUACAUCAACCUCUCAGGAAAGCAGACCAGAGCCACGGGGAACUGCAGUAAUCGCUCUGAGCCGUUCUAACCUGGGAUUUAAUCAUAGCAACAAUUUUAACAAAGCAGGGCCGACCAAGUCAGAGGAAGACAGAGUAACUGAAGACUAAAGACAAAGGAAGAGGUAAAUCUGUGGUUGGAGAAGGGAGGUGUUUGACGCUGUUGGGGGCUCAUGGGAAACCUCCUGAAAGUGCUGGCUUGCACCGAACUUGAGCAUGGCCCAAUAGUUUUCCUUGACUUUGAACAUGCCCAGCCCACGGAGGCAGAGACAGCCGUGUGGAACCAGGUCAGCGCUGUGCUGGAGGAGGCUCAUGGGAUCCUAGCCGAGCUGCAGUCCUAUAAUGGAGCGGGCCAGGAGAUACGAGAAGCCAUCCAGAACCCAGGCGACCUCGCUCUCCAGGAGAAGGCCUGGAACGCAGUGUGCCCCCUCGUGGCCAAACUGAAGCGCUUCUACGAGUUCUCCCUCCGACUGGAGAAUGCCCUACGCAGCCUGUUGGAGGCGCUGACCAGCCCACCGUACGCUCCCAUGCAACACCUGGAGAGAGAGCAGGCUCUGGCCAAACAGUUUGCUGAGAUCCUUCAUUUCACGCUCAGCUUUGACGAACUAAAGAUGACAAACCCAGCCAUUCAGAAUGACUUCAGCUACUACAGGAGGACUAUAAGCAGGAACAGGCUGAACAACCAGCAGUUGGAAGCAGAGAACGAGGUCAACAAUGAGAUGGCCAAUCGGAUGUCCCUGUUCUAUGCUGAGGCAACACCCAUGCUGAAGACUCUGAGUAACGCCACUACCAAGUUUGUUUCAGAGAAUAAGACCUUGCCCAUCGAGGACACCACAGACUGUCUGAGCACCAUGGCCUGUGUGUGCCGUGUAAUGCUGGAGACUCCGGAGUACCGCUGUCGGUUCACCAACACAGACACCAUGCUGUUCUGUAUGAGGGUGAUGGUGGGAGUCAUCAUUCUCUAUGAUCACGUUCACCCUGUCGGAGCUUUCGCCAAGACCUCCAAAAUUGAUAUGAAGGGCUGCAUCAAGGUGCUGAAAGAGCAGCCAUCCAACAGUGUGGAGGGACUCCUGAACGCACUGAGGUACACAACACGGCAUCUAAACGAUGACAGCACCUCCAAACAAAUCAGGGCCCUCCUGCAAUGAAGACUAGGAGAGAGGUGGGGAGAGAGGAAGAAAAGGAGUGCACUUGAAGGAGGAAACGAAUGCCAGUGGCUGAAACCUGUUUGUUUACAACGAACAAAGAAAUUCAUCUCCAGGUUCACAGAAACCUGAUGAUAAUAAGAAGAGGAAAAUAAUUAUAUAUAUUGUCAGCUGUCCAUCAUUCUGUCUCUCAUUUUGUAAAGUAAGAAAAGAGAAAAAAAGCCAGAAAGAAGAUAUAGAUAUAUAUUAAAACGAGUGAAACACAAGCUGCAGAGGAGAAAGAAGUAGGAUUAAAGAGGAAGCUAUAUUGCAAAAUUUAAGGUCAGAACUGAGGCAUCCUGAAGAUGUACAAAAAAGGGUUCAUGUUCCAGCAGUAGUAUGACGAGUAUUUUUGCACACACUUUAAAAACAUCAUCUCCUUCCCCCUGAAAUCUGAUCCCAAACUGACCCCAGAGACUUCCCUUUGCCCCGUCACACACUCAGUUUUAACAAACGUGCUUUCUCCUUCAGCUGCACUGAUUUCUGAUUCAUAAUGAAGCAAUGUGAUGGAUACACUCCGGAGAUUUGCUUCUGCCUCUUUUCUUUAUUUCCUGCAUCAGUGCAGCUGGAGGAAAAGAGGUACCAACAUGAGUAGUCUUUUUAGGACCUCUUCAUUCUCACCCUGAUCUCUUCCUCAUGCCCUGUCAUUCUCACUCCUAUUUCAUGACCACACAUCCACCCAUCCAUCCAUCCAUUCAUCCGUCCGUCCAUCCAUUCAUGGAAUACGUAGUUUUUCCUUGACACAUCCACAUUGUGUGCCCUGAUGCUGUAAAUAUUUCAGCACAAACAUCUUGUGAGUUGUCUGGCUUUACUUGAACAAUGCCGUUCACUCUCUCUCUUUCUCCAUGGUGCUAAUGUGGUUUAGAUAUCACAGUACUAUUUACUUUUUAGAUACCAUGAAAAAUUUGUUUAAUCAUCCCUUUUUUGCACUAACAUGUGAAAUCUCAAAGCCUGGAGAAAGCUUUCAGUAAUUGUGUUAUUUUACAUCAGUGCACAAACAGGGAGGAAUGACCUGUAGGAUUUGCAUAUUCUAGGAAACCGCAGCACACUUACUCGUUCACCCUGUGCCAAAGCUGAUUGGUUUAUUCUUUUAUUACAUCAUCAAAACAGACUUGAAAGGGCGGUGUUCUGAGGGGGAUGAAAUCUUCUAGUUUAACAUCGUGAGUCAUCACUUUGAAUAAAUAUGAGAGUUAGGAACAGCCAAGAACAUUCAACGUAACACACAAGUCAAAAGGUCAUAUUUGUGCAUCUUAAGGGAGAGAUCUGAGUGUUCCAGUGUAAAUAUGUGAAGUUUUUCUCUACAGGCAUCUUCAUGGACAGCUUGGGUCCUUAAGGAAAAACACAUCUAUAUAAAACCGAGGUUCUAAUUUUAGUUGUUUGAGAACUUAGUAAUUGAUUAAGUGGGAAAUAAAAAUGACAAUAAAAAAGAUUCAAAAGGA